CUACGAGGCUCCCCAACAUGGCUGCUGCUGGACAGUAACAGCUCGGAAGUACAGUUGUAUUUAAAAGGAAAACAUCUUUUAAAAGGAUGCCAGCAAUGACCUGAACAGAACUCCUUCUGAAUGUUAUGAAGAGGAUCCUGUGUGUGCCACACCUGAACAACAAGUAAUCCUCCAAACAAAAAGCUCCCGUCCCAGAGUUCAGCUGGUCCCUGCAGGUGUGGGCGUGCUUCCUGUCACACUGGCAGAGGAGGCGGAGCAGGAGGUGUUGCCAGGCGGAGGACCGAGGCUGCACCCGCCUGCUGUUCCCGUCUUCCUCCGUCCAAAUCUCUACAACUUCACCUGCAGCCGCCACAGGCAGCAGGCUGAGCGGGCUCUUGGCUGGGGGCCUCCAGUGAGCACCAUCUUAAUUGGUAAAUUGCAGCGCUGCUCUGACGGAGCUCUGCUGGGUGGAGCUGGCUGGUUGAGCAACGGAGCAUGUUGAAUGGUUGUGGUUGCCAUGGAGCAGCAGGAUAAGAAGCAGGAGGAGGUUGCUGUGGCUCUGGGCCUGUCCACUGGCCAGGCUCUGAUGAAGCUCAGGGACCAGCUCAGCACUUUGCUGGAGCAGCACCAAAGGGCUGCAUGCAGACGAGCCUCUGCACAGGAACAGUGGCUGAAUAGCUUCCUUUACCAUGGCAACCGUCACUCCUGUUUCCAUUGGCCGGGAGCUGCCCUCACUCUACUGGUGGUUCUGGGACUCCUCUGUUGCUAUGGCAGCCAGCCAAAGGGCAGUUCUGGUAUCGAGCUGGUGAACGCUGCAGCCCUCCUCCUUCUCUUCCUGCUCAACCUGCUGCUGGUCAGACGUCAGGAGCGGCUGAAGAGGAGCGAGAUGGUCCGCCGUCUCAAGGGCAUCAUCACUCAGCUCAGUGACUAUCUUUCAGGGUGUGUGGGUGAUGCGCGCUGGUCUCCAUCCCUGUACCCGGACCUGUACACGCCCUCGUCCCCGUCAUGGUCCCUCCACUGGACCUACCGGGACUCCCAGCUGGUCAACCUGCCUGUCAGUCUGCUGGUAGAAGGAGACGUCAUCGCUCUGAGACCUGGACAAGAAGCGUUCGCAUCCCUCAGAGGAAUAAAGGAUGAUGAACAUAUUGUGUUGGAGCCAGGAGAUUUAUUCCCCCCAUUCUCCCCUCCUCCUUCCCCCCGGGCCAAUGAGAAGAGAGGACCCCAGAGCCCCCAGCAGCACCGUCUCUUCAGAGUGGUACGGACUCCAGUACUGGACGUGGUCAGGAACAGUUUGGAGUUGGCGUUAGCUCGACCAAUCACGGUGCUGGAUAACGAGAGGUUUACAGUUCAGUCGGUUAUCGCCAAGCUAGUCUGUCCAAUUGUUCUGGGGGCAUUCCUGCUUGUGAACACCAUCCGCUUUUUCUGUGAUGCACCCAGCCUCACCCCACCCUGCUACAACUUCUUUCAACUUCAGUUGAUGGGUGUUCUGCCCAUCUUGCCCUUGCUCUUCCCUGUUAUGUGGGUGCUGCUGAAUGCCUUCGGAGAGGCCAGGGUCCUCGCCGAGUUCAGCCGGGCUUCACCAGCUGGUCUGCUUGCUAAAUUCUCUGAGGACACUCUAAGCAGCUACACCGAAGUGGUUUCCUCCCAGGAGUUGCUGCGUUGUGUGUGGAGACACCUGGUCGGCGUCCUGAAAGGAGAAUCUCAGACUCUCUGUUAUACCUCCAGCCUUUUACACACUCUGGGAUCUGUCACUGUCCUGUGUUGUGUGGACAAGCAGGGCAUCCUGUCGUGGCCUAACCCCAGCCCAGAGACCGUUCUGUUCUUCAGUGGACGAGUGGAGCCGCCUCAUAACAGCCAGGACGAUCUCAGAGACGACCUGUCUGUCAGCUCCUACUGCCGGAUGGAGACGGAUGAUGAUAGAGAUGAGGCCCAGGAGGUGGAGGCUCUGCUCUGUCUACCUGCAGAGUUGAAGCUGGGGGAGGGGCCUGAGCCCAGCGAGACGUCACAUGACACCGCUCGCUCCUCUGAUACGUCCCGGCUGCGGUGCUCCGGCCAGCCGGCACACACCCGCACCAAACACCACUCUGGAUCCAACGUGAGCUUCAGCCACGACACCGAGGGAGGCGAGGACGACCAGGCCCAGGACUUUGCUCUGGGCUGCCCAGAGAUGGAGGCUGAUGACUUUGUGUGUGACUACCACCUGGAGAUGCUCAGCCUGUCUCAGGACCAGCAGAACCCCGCCAGCAUCCAGUUCGACGACCUCUCCUGGCAGUGCCACCUGCCCUCCCUGAAGCCGCUGGGCCUCAACAUCAUGCUGAACCUCUGCAACGUCAGCGUCACGCAGCAGCUCUGCCGCUUCUCGGACCACCUGUCCAACCUGGCCCUCCAGGAGAGCCACGGCACCGUGCUGCCCGUCUAUGUCCCCUGGGGGCUCUGCGAGCUCUCCAGGCUCAUAGGGUUUACUCCUGGUGCGAGGGAGCUGUUUAAACAGGAGAACCACUUGGCUCUGUACCAGCUGCCGUCAGGAGAGAAGACUAAAGAGUUCACGUCCCGACGCCUUCAUUACUUCACCAAGCGCCAGCCUCCCAUGUCCCACCUCAUCUCCCUGUUCGUACGAGACUCGUCCUCCAAUAAUGUCCAGAUGCUGUCUCAUGGCUCGGCCGACCUCAUCCUGGAGGCCUGCACCGACUUCUGGGAUGGAACAGAUAUUUAUCCCCUCUCAGGCUCAGACAGGAAGAAGGUUCUGGACUUCUACCAGCGUGCCUGUCUGUCAGGUUACUGCUCAGCUUUUGCCUACAAGCCCAUGCAGGUCUCCUUAUCCAACCAGCUGAAUGGGAAGUGUGUGGAGCUGGCCCCGGGGCCCUGCCUCUUCUCCGGGGUGGAGCUGCCCUCCACCAUCUCCAUCAAACACAGCUCCUGUAGGAACAGCUGGAGCUCUGACGAGGGAAUAGGUGAGGGUGUGGAGCGGGAGGACUGUGUCCAGGCCCUCAGUGGGCAGAUCUUCAUGGGAAUGGUGUCGUCCCAGUUCCAGGCCAGACUGGACACGGUCCGCCUCAUCGACGCCCUGGUAACCGCUUGUAUCCGCUUUGUUUACUUCUCCAUGGAGGACGAGCUCCGCAGCAAGGUGUUUGCUGAGAAGAUGGGUCUAGAGACAGGCUGGAACUGUCACAUCUCUCUGACUCCAAACGGAGACAGUCCCUGUGACGGAGCUCCGUCCAGCCCCAGUCAGGGCUCUCUGCACGAAGACCUCAACCAAGAUUCCCGGGAUGAAGCAGAAGGUCCUCUGCUGCCGGAGGAGGAAGCUCACUCUGACCUGGCUAGUUUCCAGCCCACAGACAGCGACGUGCCCAGCUUCCUGGAGGACUGUAACAGGGCCAAGCUACCUCGUGGCAUCCACCAGGUUCGUCCACACUUGAAGAACAUUGAUAAUGUGCCUCUUUUGGUGCCACUCUUCACUGACUGCACCCCUGACACCAUGUGUGAGAUGAUGAAGAUCAUGCAGGAGAACAGGGAGGUUACAUGCUGUCUGGGAAGCUCUGCCAAUUUCCGCAACAGCCGCCUGUUUCUACAGAGUGACCUCAGCAUCGCUCUGGACCCUCUGUACCCGUCUCAGUGCUCGUGGGAGACGUUCGGCUACGCCACCGGAGGAGGAUUUAACGACAGAGACGCUGAAGGUCUGUCUCCUCUCAGACUGUCGGGUCAGCUCAACAGUCUGGGCUGCUCCGUCACCUUCCACCAGGGAGAGAGCGUCAGCAUGGUGAAGCUCAUAGAGCAGGCUCGACACACAACCUACGGCAUCCGCAAGUGCUUCCUCUUCCUGCUGCAGUGUCAGCUCAGCCUGGUCAUCAUCCAGUUCUUAGCCUGUGUAGCCCAGCUUCCUCCUCCCAUGAACACCACUGACAUCCUCUGGCUGUCCUGCUUCAGCUGCCCACUGCUGAGUGUGUCAUUCUUGGGGAAGCCUCCAGACAGUUCAGUCAUGACUGUUGCUACAGGGAAGAACCUCAAUGCAAUCCCAAGAAAGACCCAGAACUACUUCCUGGGCUGUUUCCUGUUGAAGUUCGGUCUGACGGUGUGUUCCUACCUGUUGGGCUUCGGCUUCACCAUGCAGGCCGUCCUCAGGAGCAGCAACUCCACCUUAGCUGACAACUCCACCGUCACCAGCCUUUAUAUCCUCCAACCCAGCUCUUCUCCUGAUGCUCCUCAGUGGUUCGGUGACCUGUCCAACGGGCUGCUGCUGACCCAGAAGGUCAUGGCGGGUUUCCUGGUCCUCCACACAGUGGUGAUCUCUCUGAGCUACGUCCAUCGCUCCCAGCCUCUGUGGAGGAAGAGUCCUCUCAGCAACACCUGGUGGUGUCUCACCGUCCCUGUAGUUCUGCUGAGUCAGCUUGUUCAGGCCACGGUGGAUUACCAGUUAUGGCGGGACCAGAGCAGCACGGUGACCUUUGACCUGAGAGACAUCCCCCUACUGGCCUGGCUGCUGGUCUCUGUGUCCCCGCUGCUGGUGGUGCUGGUCAACGAGGUGGUGAAGCUACAUGAGAUCAGGGUGCGAGUUCGAUACCAGAAGAGACAAAAGCUCCAGUUUGAAACGAAGCUCGGGAUGAAUUCUCCCUUCUGAGGUUCUCCCUCUGAGGAAACUGGUACUGUUGGCAAUACUUGGAACUUUAGUUCUGGAAAGACACUGCAGAGCCCCGGUAACCCCGGUAACCCCGGUAACCCUGGUAACCCCGGUAACCCCGGUAACCCCGGUAACCCUGAGGCCCAGCAGCACUGCAACUAUCAGGUGGAGCAGAGCUCAAACACGGUCACAGUGGGGGCUUUAUCACACAAAUGUUCUAAUUCUGGGUCUGUUUUCUUAUAUAUGAAGGGCAGGGAAACUUCCAAAGCAUUGAUUUUUUUCCGUUUUAAUAGAAAAGAGCCAAAAAUGAGCAAUUAUUUAUUGUAUGGUUUUAGUUAUUUUUAACGGCAUGAGGAAUGUUUUUCUGAAGAGGUUUUUUUAUGCUUUCUCACCAUCAACAUGUCUGUUCCACAUCUGCAUGGCCCAGACAAAAAAUAUGUUUUAGAGAAUUUAAUUUUAAUGUCACUCAUGGAGACACACACAUUUAAACAGACUUCAUUCACUGGAAACACACACAGAGCUGUAACGAAAAGUAACCGCACUGCAGAAAAUGUGUCUAAAAACCAGAUAAAAACAGUAAAUCUGAGGGAAAUGAUCUUGCUGCAUGGACAGAUAAUUUACCUUGACAAGAUUUCUUAAAUUAAGAUUAUUAAAUCUAGAAAUAAGCAUGUUGAACACUUAAAAUAAGAAAUUAACUCUUAAAAAAAGAUAAAUCAUCUAACACUUCUAAAUCUAAAGUUUUUUUAAGAAACAAAUAAUUGUCAUUGCACUCUGCUUGGGCCAGUACAUCGCUGCUUGCAGCUUUAAUUUGAUCUAUUUUGUACAUUUUUUGUCUUUUUUGGUCAUUUUGUGAACAAAAGAAGAUGUAAAAAGACACAAAAAAGACAAAAAAAACAACACAAAAAGACGUAAAAUGACCAAGAAAGACAUAAAAACACAAAAAACCACCAAAAAAAAGACACAAAAGAUGUAAAAUCACCCAAAAAAGACAAAAAAAACACCAAAAUGUCUUUAUAUUGGGAAGAAACAAAUAGAUGUGUUGGAUGAUUUAUCGUGUUUUAAGAGUUAAUUUCUUAUUUUAAGUGUUCAACAUGCUCAUUUCUAGAUUUAACAAUCUUAAUUUAAGAAAUCUUGUCAAGGUAAAUUAUCUGUCCAUGCAGCAAGAUUAUUUCCCUCAGAUUUACUGUUUUAUCUGGUUUUUAGACACCAUAUUUUUUGCAGUGUGCAUUGAAUUAUGGCCGGUCAUUAAAACAGACUUCAUUCACUGGAAACACACACAGAGCUGCAAAGAAAAUCAACUGUAGAGUCCCCGAAGCUUCAAUAAUAAUAAAAUGAAUGUUUUAUUGUGAGAUGGAUAAUCACAUGACUGUAUAAAAUAUACAAAAGGAACAAUAAUGUAUAUUGUUGGUCAAUUUAUAUAUUUUAAUCCAUAUAUUUUACACAGUUUAUUCAUAGGAAUAUUUAUUUCAUAGUGGUCGUUGCUUGGCAACUACAGAAUAAAGGUGUAACUCUACCUCUGGACUAAAAAAUGUGACAAAGUAGAAACUAAACCUUUCUGUCAUUUUGAGCCACAUUUUAAUCUUCACUGUGAUCGCCUGCAAGACAACCUUCAACAUUAUUUUAUGGUGUUUUUUGUGCUUUUUUAAUUUCUUGAGCUAAGCCAAGCCGGUUGUAAUAAGGAUUCACUUGAAUCAGUCACGUUUUCUACACGUAGAGCUCUUAGGGGUGCACCGAUUUUGUGCAAUUUUCUGGCCGAUCACCGAUUUUUAAAAAGCCUGACCUGCCGAUUCUGAUUCUGAUUUUGGCCGAUACCGGUUUUUUUAAUAACUCACAGCUGAACCUUCAAUGUUUGAAUCUUAUUUUAUUGAGAAACGAUAACACAGCAGUAUUUAUCUUUAACAAAUAUCUAUUUUGUCAAUUUUUUGUCUUUUUUGGUCAUUUUGUGAACAAAAGAAGAUGUAAAAAGACACAAAAGACCAAAAAAGACAAAAGAAAACCCCUACAAAAAGACGUAAAAUGACCCAAAAAGAAACAAAAUACGUAAAAUGACCAAGAAACACAUAAAAACACACACAAAAAAACACAAAGAAGACACAAAAGAUGUAAAAUCACCCAAAAAAGACAAAAAAACCCACCAAAAUUUCUUUAUCUUGGGAAUAAAACAAAUAAUUGUCAGGUCACUGCAAAUAAAGGAAAUCACAACGUCUGAGGUAGUUAAUAAAACAUUGAACUUAAAAUAAAUAGCAACAAUUUACAGGAUAAACUAACAAAAUAACUGCAACCAUAAAUAAAGUGUCCUGAGUUUCUGGUUCCAUUAUAAUACAACAAACAUACAACUCAGUCAUGCAGAAGGACGUGUACGUGCAGACGCACUUUCAGACCUUUGUGGAGGAAGAUAAAAACGGUUUGACGUCAAAGAAUCGGCAGCAAAAUGAAGGAAAUCGAUGCUAAUCGAUCAGCCGGCCGAUCAAUCGGUGCACCCUCAUAUAGCUCCAUUUAAAUGUUUACUGUACUCACAUUAAUCACUGAAGAAUGUUCCAGCAUGAUGUUUUAGAGCCACAGCCGGCUGUGCAGAGGUCUUAGUGAGUCCCUCCCCCACAGAUAGAAUAAUAGAAUAUAUAAUAAUAGUGUUUAUUCUACCAGUCUGUUGAAAGUUGCUUCAUAUGAUUCAGUUGCCUUUCUUCUUUUCAUCCUGUUGGCUUUUUCAGUCCUCAAUACUGUGCAGUGUUUCCCUCAGAGUUAGACUUUACUGGUAUUAAUGUGCUUUUAUGUUAAAUUAUUUGUGUAAUAUUUGUCUUACUUGAAAAACAACAACACAUUAUUGCCAUAAAAAUUAUUAUUUUAAUAUUUUUUUAAAUAUUUAUUUACUUAUGGCUUUACAUUUUACACACACCAGUUGUAAAACUGUCUAAAACCAGUUUGAUAUUAAGCCAAACACCGUAAAAGGCCGAAUUUUACCAGCAGGUGUUUCGCUCCAGAGUGGAACAUAAUGGGACUGACUCCAGGCCACUGCUGUAAUACACCUAUAAGCCUGUUUACUUUUUUCUCACUCUGCCACGUCUCAUCUGGUCAAACCAAAAUCACAUGAAAGUGUGCCACCAGAAACUGAAUUUGAAUCAUUUAUAUUUGAAUUUGAAUUGCGUAACUUGAAUAAUUGCAUUAAAAAAAUUGAAUUUGAAUCACAUAAUUUGAAUUUGUAUUGUUCAAUUUGAAUCAUUGCGUCGAAAAACUGAAUCUGAAUUGUAAUUUGAAAUUUAAUUUAUUAGUUUGGAACUCACAAUUCAAAUUCAGUUCGCAAAAUCCAAUUUUCAAUUUUAUGCGAAGAACAUCUGGGUAGUUGAGGCAAAGCAAUCGAGCACAGAUACACAGAUCGCCUCUUCGGCCAAUCAGCACCUCCGUUUUUUGUUGCCAAUUGUUGCCACAGAUUUGGGUUUGGAUCCUGAUUGUGCAUGUGUCAAUGUAUGAGUAAUCAAUAGUGUGAGUGAAUGAAAAAACAGGCCAACAAGGGGUUAAAUUAAUCAAUACGCUGCGUAGCUCAAUCACAGGUGGUGUAAAAAUGCUAAAAUGCUAAUAAACCUUGUUGGUCCACUCCAGUAAAAUCUCUCUGUGGGAAACUCUGCUCUUUGUUUUCAAAUAUAGAAAAAAAAUGUAGUUUAAUAGAUUUAAUUGAUUGAUUACCCCUCAUUUCAUAUUUAAUCUGCUAACCAUCAUAUUCCUGAGAUUUUGUUUUUAUCCCCGUUAAUGAAUUAAUGUGCAGCAAACGUCUGUAUGACUGGCGGUCUCUGACAACCAGAGCAGCCUUCUCUGUGGUGCUUCUUCAUUUAGACCGACAUGACUUUAAUAUCACUACUGUAAACAUAAGUGAGAUGAAUUAUGAUGCAUUUACUAGUAAAACAUUUCAUUAAUUCUACUUCAGUCACUCAUUAAAGCUUUUUAUAUAUACUGUCGUGCUUGGAAGGUCCUAAGGCAAAAAUGAUGGUCCAGAAUUUUUUUUUUUUGGUUUGUGGUUUAUUACAUUCAGGGGCGUUACAGUCCAGUAUUUUUUUUUUCCAGAAAAUGUAUUAUAUCCCAAUAUUUAUAUUGAUAUUGUGGUAAAAAAAAAUCAUAUUUACUGUUCAUCAUUUUCCCCCCAGAUUUUUUUAAAUGCAAAUUUAAGUCACAUUUAUAUAUCAAAGUUUUUACCCCACAAAUGUAAUAAAGCCCACAAACUUAAUACAUUUUCCACAAACUUAAUAGCCGCUUCCUACUUCAAUUGUAACAUGAGAUUUCCCACAAAUGUAAUAACUUUUACGUUUGCAGGGACGUUUGUGGGGAAGUGAAAAUAUUCAACUUUCAAUAUUGUAAUAAGUUCCCACAAAUGUAAUAAUGCAAUGAAUAAUGGUCGUUGUGGUGGUGGUUGUUGUUGUUGUAUAGGCAAACGAACAAACAAACAAAUAUAAUUAUCAUUAUUAUAACCAAUAUUGAAAGUUGAAGAUUUUCACUUCCCCACAAAUGAAGUAAGUCCCUGCAAACUUAAUAGUUAUUACAUUUGUGGGAAAUCUCUUGUUACGUUUGUAGUCGGCAGCAGCUUUUACGUUUGUAGAAAAUGUAUUAUGUUUGUGGGAUUAUUGCAUUAAAAGCUGCAGAUUUUCAUUACGUUUGUGGUUUAUUACGUUUGUGGGCAUUGUUACAUUCGCGGGCGUUACAAGUCACCUGUAUUUUAAACAAAUUUGCAGGCAGUCAAGUGGACAAAAACACAAACGGUGUUCCACAUGGCGGGAUGUUGGGGACCCUGAAGUUCUGGAAUUUGUUGGUUUUCCAGCCUUGAUUCUGUUUUUUUUUUUAAACAAAUUUGCAGGCAGUCAAAUGGACACAAACACAAACGGUGUUCCACAUGGCAGGCUGUUGGGGACCCUGAAGUUCUGGAAUUUUUUGGUUUUCCAGCCUUGAUUCUGUUUUUUUUUUUAAACAAAUUUGCAGGCAGUCAAAUGGACACAAACACAAACGGUGUUCCACAUGGCGGCCUGUUGGGGACCCUGAAGUUCUGGAAUUUGUUGGUUUUUUUCCAGCCUUGAUUCUGGUCCAAGUAGUCUUUGCAGGAUUUUAAAGGGGACUUGUGAGCUCAGUAUCUGUGAAUGUCCCGGCUACGGCUCUGUUUCACCUCUUCUAGCUGCUGUGUGUGCCUGUUUUAGUGAUUUUAUUGCUACAAAGCUCUUUUUUUUAAGCUCUACAUUUAAAGUGGGGGAGGGAUAAAAGUACAAAUAAAGACGUGCUAAAAGCACAACAUGGUUUUACGGCACUAAAGUGAGCAUGAAACUACUGAAGAUGGUUUUAUGACAAACAUCACAAUGCAAGAAAACAUUUAUGAUUUUUUAUUUAUUUCGCCCUGUUUUCUAUCAUGACACACAUACGGACUAUGCUGCAUGAAUAAGAUCCAGUGAAUGCUCUCGUCUUGAUCAAUGUUCAACAUGUUUGCAGGAGUUUUACUGUUUUCUGUACGACUCAAAAGGACUCCGUGAAGCCUGAGCUUCAUACUGUGUGUUAUUAUCAGGCUUGGUGACAUUAUCACACACACACACACACACACACACACACACACACACACACACACAGCUGAAGCCUCUGUCGGUUAAUGUGUCGGGAGGUGAUGGACUAUGAUUACACAUAGUUGUUCACAAGAUACAUAAAUGUAUAUUUUGUAUUUUUUAAAGUGUUUAUGUUCAGGACUUUUGACAAAUUUGUUUGUGUAUUAUGUCAUGUUAAUAAAAACGCUCUUAUUUA
This is a messenger RNA of Centropristis striata (black sea bass), 10354 nucleotides long. It is a transcript of the gene tmem94, whose product is annotated as transmembrane protein 94. NCBI's taxonomy places the organism in Eukaryota, Metazoa, Chordata, Actinopteri, Perciformes, Serranidae. The transcript is spliced from 32 exons. Gene Ontology annotation, molecular function: nucleotide binding. The record is from RefSeq and is a predicted model, not a curated record. Bases 482 to 4594 code for a protein of 1370 amino acids.